GUCACUUUAAAGGCGCUUUCCUACCCAUGAUGCUUUGUGGGGACGUUGACAAGUGGAUCCAAGAUGGCGUAGAAAGUAAUGACAGGAAUCGGAUGAAGUCAUUGAUCACUAAUGAACUACAGUGCUGGUGAGAUGUGUAAGAAAUUAUAAAGAGCUCUGAUGGGCUAUUUGGGUGUUACCCAGUGCAGUGAACUGCAGGAUUUUUGUUCCUGAGUCAUGGAAGACAGCAGAGCUGAAAAGUCAUGUGAACAAGCGUGCGAAUCACUGAAGAGGCAGGACUAUGAGAUGGCCCUCAAGCACUGCACAGAGGCCCUCCUUUCUCUCAGCCAGUCCUCCAUGGCUGAGGUCCCAGGGCCAUGCCCAGUGGAGAUAGAGCGCAUCAAGAUGGAGAGUCUUCUCUACAGAAUUGCCUCAUUUUUGCAACUGAAAAACUAUGGGCAAGCUGAUGAAGAUUGUAGGCAUGUGCUGGGAGAAGGACUGGCCAAGGGAGAAGGCGCCUUUCGGGCAAUGCUUUGUUGCAUGCAGCUGAAAGGGAAGCUCCAGCUCGUCUCUGCUGUCCUCGCCAAGUCUCUGACUGGAGAGUCCCUGAAUGGGAUGGUAACAAAAGAUCUGACAAGACUAAAAACACUUCUCACAGAAACAGAGACAGCAACUAGUAACGUCCUCUCUGGAUAUCACGUGGAAGACUUAGAUGAGGGGUCUUGCAAUGCUUGGCAUUUCCGCCCACCACCUCGGGGAAUCACGAGCAGCGAGGAAUAUACUCUGUGUAAAAGGUUUUUAGAGCAAGGAAUCUGUAGGUAUGGUGCCCAGUGUACUUCAGCACAUUCCCAGGAAGAACUAGCAGAAUGGCAGAAGAGAUACGCGUCACGAUUGAUCAAACUGAAACAGCAAAAUGAGAAUAAACAGCUCUCAGGCAGUUACGUGGAGACCUUAAUAGAAAAGUGGAUGAAUUCGUUAUCUCCUGAGAAAGUGCUUAGUGAGUGUAUAGAAGGGGUGAAGGUUGAACAUGAUCCUGACCUGUCCGUUACGGUCAGCACCAAAAAAUCCCACCAGACAUGGACCUUUGCACUCACUUGUAAGCCUGCAAGAAUGCUGUAUCGUGUAGCAUUGCUUUAUGAUGCUCAUCGUCCUCAUUUUAGUAUCAUUGCAAUAUCUGCCGGAGAUAGUACUACCCAGGUAUCACAAGAAGUCCCAGAAAACUGUCAAGAAUGGAUAGGAGGAAAGAUGGCCCAAAAUGGAUUAGAUCAUUACGUGUAUAAAGUCGGGAUAGCAUUUAACACAGAAAUAUUUGGAACUUUUCGCCAAACCAUAGUUUUCGACUUUGGAUUGGAACCAGUACUCAUGCAAAGAGUAAUGAUUGAUGCAGCUUCUACAGAAGAUCUUGAAUAUCUGAUGCAUGCAAAGCAGCAGCUGGUAACCACAGCCAAGCGCUGGGACUCUUCUUCUAAGACUAUCAUAGAUUUUGAACCUAAUGAGACUACUGAUUUGGAGAAGAGCCUUCUUGUCAGAUACCAGAUUCCACUGUCUGCUGACCAGCUGUUUACCCAGUCCGUUUUAGACAAAUCCUUAACCAAGAUCAACUAUCAGUCACGGUUGCAUGACCUCCUGUAUAUUGAGGAGAUAGCCCAGUACAAGGAAGUCAGCAAGUUCAACCUAAAAGUGCAGUUGCAAAUUCUAGCAAGCUUCAUGCUCACUGGAGUUUCUGGAGGGGCAAAGUAUGCUCAGGAUGGACAACUUUUCGGUCGUUUUAAGCUUACUGAAACACUUUCUGAAGAUACUUUGGCUGGACGACUGGUGAUGACCAAAGUCAAUGCCGUUUACUUAUUGCCAGUCCCUGAUGAGAAGUUAGUACAGACCCAGGGAACCAAAGAGAAGGUUUUUGAAGCUACUAUUGAAGAAAAAACAAAGGAAUAUAUAUUUCUGAGGCUAUCCAGGGAAUGCUGUGAAGAACUUCAUCUCCGGCCUGACUGUGACACACAGGUUGAACUUCAGUUUCAGUUAAAUCGAUUGCCUCUCUGUGAAAUGCAUUAUGCACUAGACAGGAUCAAGGACAAUGGGGUUUUGUUUCCAGACAUCAGUAUGACUCCUACGAUACCGUGGAGUCCCAACAGACAGUGGGAUGAACAGUUGGACCCUCGACUAAAUGCAAAGCAGAAAGAGGCUGUUCUGGCCAUUACCACUCCACUUUCAAUACAGCUGCCACCUGUUCUAAUCAUCGGACCCUACGGGACAGGCAAAACCUUCACUCUCGCUCAGGCCGUCAAGCACAUACUGCAGCAGCAGGAGACUAGCAGGAUUCUCAUUUGCACCCAUUCUAAUAGUGCUGCUGAUCUCUACAUAAAGGAUUAUUUACAUCCAUAUGUAGAAGCAGGCAAUCCCCAGGCAAGACCUCUCAGGGUAUAUUUCAGAAAUCGCUGGGUGAAGACUGUCCACCCAGUUGUGCAUCAGUACUGUUUGAUCUCAAGCGCACAUUCCACCUUUCAGAUGCCACAGAAGGAAGAUAUUCUUAAACACCGAGUGGUGGUUGUUACAUUGAAUACUUCCCAGUACCUCUGUCAAUUGGACCUUGAACCUGGGUUUUUUACGCAUAUUCUAUUAGAUGAAGCUGCCCAGGCCAUGGAGUGUGAAACCAUUAUGCCUCUAGCAUUAGCAACUAAAAACACUCGGAUUGUCUUGGCUGGUGAUCACAUGCAGCUCAGUCCUUUUGUUUACAGCGAGUUUGCCAGGGAGAGAAACCUUCAUGUUUCGUUACUUGAUCGACUCUAUGAGCAUUACCCUGCUGAGUUUCCAUGUAGGAUCCUCCUGUGCGAGAACUACCGCUCCCAUGAAGCUAUCAUCAAUUACACUUCUGAGCUUUUCUAUGAGGGUAAACUGAUGGCCAGUGGGAAGCAGCCAGCACAUAAGGAUUUCUACCCAUUGACUUUCUUUACAGCACGAGGGGAGGACGUACAAGAGAAAAACAGCACAGCUUUUUACAAUAAUGCAGAGGUAUUUGAGGUGGUGGAACGUGUGGAAGAGUUAAGAAGGAAGUGGCCAGUGGCGUGGGGGAAGCUGGAUGAUGGCAGCAUUGGUGUGGUGACUCCAUACGCUGAUCAGGUGUUUAGAAUCCGUGCUGAACUUCGAAAAAAGAGAUUAUCCGAUGUUAAUGUGGAAAGGGUGCUCAAUGUUCAAGGAAAGCAGUUCAGAGUUUUGUUUCUUAGCACAGUACGUACAAGACAUACUUGUAAACAUAAACAGACACCAAUUAAAAAGAAAGAGCAACUUCUGGAAGAUUCCACAGAGGACUUAGAUUAUGGUUUUUUAUCUAACUACAAGCUUCUCAAUACUGCCAUCACGAGAGCACAGUCCCUGGUUGCUGUGGUGGGUGAUCCCAUUGCUCUGUGCUCUAUUGGAAGAUGCAGGAAAUUCUGGGAGCGUUUUAUUGCGCUGUGCCACGAAAACAACAGCCUGCAUGGGAUCACUUCUGAGCAGAUCAAGGCUCAGCUGGAGGCUCUAGAACUGAAGAAGACAUACGUGUUGAACCCGCUGGCCCCGGAGUUUGUCCCCCGGGCUCUCCGACUGCAGCAUUCGGGCAGCAUCAGCAAACAGCCGCAGUCACCACCCAAGGGGAAAAGCCUCCAUCAUACGCAGAAUGAUCAUUUCCAGAGUGAUGGGAUUGUUCAGCCCAAUCCUUCCGUACUUAUUGGCAAUCCUAUUAGAGCAUUUACUCCUCCACCCCCUCUUGGACCUCACCCAAAUUUGGGAAAAUCUCCAAGCCCCGUUCAAAGAAUAGAUCCUCACACUGGGACGAGUAUUCUUUAUGUACCUGCUGUCUAUGGAGGGAAUGUAGUUAUGUCGGUGCCUUUACCUGUACCAUGGACAGGAUACCAGGGUAGGUUUGCAGUUGAUCCUCGAAUUAUUACCCAUCAGGCAGCAAUGGCCUACAAUAUGAACCUACUACAGACACAUGGACGGGGCUCUCCUAUACCUUAUGGCCUUGGACAUCACCCUCCUGUCAGCAUAGGGCAGCCACAAAAUCAGCAUCCAGAGAAGGAUCAGCACGAGCAGAAUCGAAACGGUAAGAGUGAUACAAACAAUCCUGGACCUGAAAUUAAUAAGAUUCGAACACCAGAGAAAAAGCCUACAGAGCCAAAGCAGGUUGAUUUGGAAUCAAAUCCACAGAACAGAAGUCCAGAAUCGCGUCCUGGUGUUGUCUAUCCCAAUACCAAAUUUCCUCGCAAAGAUAAUCUCAACCCCAGACACAUAAAUCUUCCUCUUCCCACUCCCCAUGCACAGUAUGCAAUCCCUAAUCGCCACUUUCAUCCCCUUCCCCAGCUACCGAGACCCCCGUUUCCAAUUCCGCAGCAGCACACCUUGUUAAAUCAGCAGCAGGGUAGUUUGCCUGAGCAGCCCAAUCAGAUGCCACCCCAGCCCAGUCAGCUCGCCCAGCAGCAGAGCCCGCUGGACCCGCAGAGCCAGCAGCCAGCUCCUCAGCUCUCCCCCGCCUAUCAGCCAGGGCCCAGUACUGCUUUCUUCAGCGCUGCCGCUGCGCAGCGACCCCCGUCGCCUCCCGCAGAGGCUGUGCUGCCCGAGCAGCAGCCCCCUCCCCUGCUGCACGGAGGCCACAGCCCUCUCAGAGCCAUUGCCCAGCCUGGCCCCAUGCUGCCUCCACACCUGAAUAACUUCAUGGAGGAGAACCCUCCAGGACUGCCUUUAGGGGAGGCUCUAGAUCGUAUCCAUGGGAGUGUAGCUCUGGAGACACUGAGGCAGCAGCAAGCACGGUUACAGCAGUGGAACGAGCAUCACGCCUUCCUUAGUCAGGGCAGCAUUGCAUACCCACACCAUCACCACCCUCACCUCCAACACCUUCCUCAGCCGUCCAUCGGAUUACAUCAACCACCCGUGAGGCCAGACUGGAAGGGCCCCAGCGGUGCCGAAGAAGCAGCCGAGACGACGUACACCAGGUUUCAAGACUUACUCAGAGAGCUGUCCCAUCGUGAGCAGAGUGAGACACGGGAACUAGCUGAAAUGCCCCCACCUCAGUCGAGACUUCUGCAAUACAGACAAGUCCAGACCAGAAGCCCACCAGCAGCCCCCUCUCCCCCAUCCAGUACAGACCACAGUGGCCACUUUUCUAACUUUAAUGACAACAGCAGAGACCUUGAAGUAGCCAACAGCCCAGCAUUUCCGCAGCGCCUCCCACCCCAGAUGUUCAGCUCGCCUUUCUCCCUGCCUUCAGAACACCUGGCCCCUCCCCCCUUGAAGUACCUAGCACCUGAUGGAGCAUGGACUUUUGCUAAUUUGCAACAGAAUCACCUAAUAGGGCCGAGCUUUCCCUAUGGCCUACCUCCGUUGCCUCACCGGCCACCACAAAACCCUUUUGUACAAAUCCAGAAUCAUCAGCAUGCUAUCGGUCAAGAGCCUUUUCACCCAUUGUCAUCUCGAACAGUAUCUUCUUCUUCGCUCCCUAGCUUAGAAGAGUAUGAGCCCAGAGGACCCGGUCGGCCCUUGUACCAAAGAAGAAUCUCAUCUAGCUCAGUCCAGCCUUGUUCUGAAGAAGGAAGCGCCGCUCGGGACAGUCUGGCUCAGUGCAAAGAGCUCCAGGACCAUGCUAACCCAGCUUCUUUCAACUUCUCUUCCCCGGAGUCCUGGGUCAACGCCACCUCAUCUGCCCCUUACCAGAACAUUCCGUGCAAUGGAUCCAGCAGGACAACCCAGCCCAGAGAGUUGAUAGCUCCACCCAAGCCCGCCAAGCCCCCUGAGGAGCCGGCCGAGCCCGAGAGCCUCGAGGUGUCCAGCCCCUUCAACUACAGCGUGCUGCAGCACCUCGGCCAGUUCCCGCCGCUGCUGCCGCACAAGCAGGUGGCCGAGGCGGCGGGCGUCGGCCCACAGAGCGCAGCGGCCAGCAAGCCAGCCAUGUCCUACGCCAGCGCCCUGCGCGCCCCGCCCAAGCCGCGGCCGCCGCCCGAGCAGGCCAAGAAGAGCAGCGACCCGCUGUCCCUGUUCCAGGAACUGAGCCUGGGCAGCGCGUCGGGCGGCAACGGCUUCUACUCCUACUUUAAAUAGGCGCUGGUCUCCUGCCGGGAGGGCUUGCGUUUGUACCUGUAGAGGUAAGGUAGUGGGACUCCCCGUAGACGCACCGUUCCCUUUGUUUUACUACCCGACAUGUCCUCACUUAAUUGCUUUGCUGCUAGACUUGCAACUAAUUUUUUAAAAGUAUAUUCCAUUAUUUUGCAUUUUUUGAUGUGAGUCAGAAUUUUGACAGCUUUUAUGUAGAAUAAAAAAUAUUUUUAAAUUUGUGUAUGGUUACAUAUGUUUGCAUCAAGCUAGCAGCUAAGAGGUUAAUUGUGCAACUAUUAAAAAAAAGAAAAAAAGUUUGUCUAAAAUGUAUUUAAAAAGAAAAAAAAUUGUAAGUAGCAUUUACAUUUAUUCAAUAAUAUUACCACAUGCUGGGUUUCUGUACCAGAAAUGGCCAGUUGAUGUACAAAUGUAUGUUAUUUUUGCUUAAAUUCAUUUAAAAUUUUUUAAAAUAAAGGGGCAGCAUCUUCUAAAUACUUUUAAGUUUUAUCAGCUUUUUUUUUUUUUUUUGGUGACAGGCUGCUACACUCUAAGACUUCGGUGGUUUUAGACUGUGUGCGCUUGCCGUUGCAGCCUCCAUCCUCCACAGGAUAGAGUCCAAGGCAUUCUUUGCAGGUGUAUUUCACAUGCCACUGAUUUUUUGAGACACACACGCAAAAAAACAGUGGCAUCCUUAGUUAUUUUUUGGACAAGCUGUACUUCAAGCUUGUUUUUAAUGUUAAUUUGAUAGUGUGGUUUUUUUUUUAAACAAAUCAUGAAGCUGAAAAAUUUUUAGGAUUGUUGGUGCUUAGUAGACUUGAUAACUAUUUUAAAAAAAAAUGCGUGAAUUUAGUAAAAUCCUCUUUGUUUUUCCUCACUAUGCAUGUGUAAAUGUGUGUAACCCGGCUUUCCCUCCUCCUCCACUGGUAUCAAAAAUUGUGCCGCUUUAAGGUUUGGGGUUUUUUUGUUUUUUUUUUUUUUCUUCCUCCAGUAAAAAAUUUUGGUACCUUAUUUGAUGUUUACAUUAAAAUGUGACAUUAUACAUGGCAAUUCAAAUAUUUUGCUAGCUGUUUUGUUUGAGGAACAUCAUUAAAGAAGAAAUGCAGUGUUUGUAAAAAAUAUAUCAAAAUUCAUUGAAAUCUGGGGCAAAAAAGCUACCCUUGUUUCUCAAGUCUUUUCGAUUCUUCUUAAAAUACCAUUAUUGAGCUUGUACGAAAAUAUAAAAUUGAAAUAGCUAUCUUAAAUAUUCUGCAGCCUCAAAAUUGUUUUGAGUGAACUUUGGGAAAAAUCCAGAGGAAAAUGUUUACCUCGUGAUCUUGACACACGUGUAAUGGUGUGUGUCCCUGACACUUUCCUGGCCCGUUAGUACUGCUUUUGUGUUUCAGAGAGCUGGAAACCCCGUCUCAUCUUCCCUUCUGUUGGGGAAGUUGAGGCUGGGCAGCACUUGGAGAAGCCAGCCUUCCUCAUGGUCCACGCAAACACUGAGAUUUGGAAGACUGCCUUUCGGUAGGCCCUCCUCCACUCAGAGCCCAGUGUUCAAACCACGUGGGAAGUGGCAAGGGCAGAGGAACAGCUCCCGUUCCUCCUGCGACUGGAGCCCAGUUCCCGUGGGCCAGCGCAGCCCCUCCGGCGUUUCGGGACACGAGAUCUGUGUGUGUCUGGAGAGCCCCAGGUGGCUGUGAGAGAUGUUGCUCUGCCUAACUGUAGUCAGAAGAAAAACAUCUGCCCUGGGCCUGUGUGUUUCCAAGUCUAUGGCAAAGCCCCAGGCGUGGGUCUCCUGAUGGUGGGACGUCUACAAUAAGUAAUUGAUCCCUUCCCACCUCCAGAUACGAAGGUAAUUCACAAAGGUUAGCAGAAAAAUGGCAUCAAACAAUAAGUUCAUUUUGAUGCACCAAAAUUUUGAAAUCCCUGGAUAGUGCUUUUUCAUAGUGCACAUUGUCCAUGAACUUGAUGAAGACUCCUCACUUACAGAACUGCAACACAAGCUAAAGAGAUGUUCAGAAGCUUCUCAUACUCUGAAGACAAAAAUCAUGCGGCCAAGAGUGGUCAGGUAAACCCGUGCUGUAGGUUAUGACUGAAUUUUCUGUUUCGCAUACUUGAGCCUUUAAAAACAAAAUCAGGUUUUCAGUUACAUGUAUCUAGGCAGGGAGUACCUUGUAUAAAUACCCUGAUGGAAGAUGGAUGUUUUAGAUAAGGAAGGUGUCAGGGUGGCAGGACAGCCUCAUUCUCAGCCCAUGUUUUUGCAACACUAGACAGUAAUAGCUCCUUACUGGUCCCCUGCUCCGCUCGGCUCUGAGCUUCUCAUCUCCUGUUGUUUCCGUAGCCAGUCAAGGAGUCCAGUGUUGUUUCUGUCUGUUACUCUUUCUGGAUUCUGGAUUCCUCAGCAUUUCCUGGUGCCAUUCUUCUAGAGCCGUGCUUUUAGGCAUCGGAUAUAGAGGCAUGGUAUCCCACAGUGGUUCUGAGCAAGUCCCUACUGUGUAAGAAGCCUCCAUUGAAAUAAGGCAUGGCUUCUGGGUACUUUAUGCUCUUUGGGUAGUAUGUGGGUAGUAUUGGCAAGAACCCAUAAAUCAAACUUAACAAAACAUACCUUAUUUCACAUUUUAUAUAAAAGGUUCAAUCUUAGAGCUCAGAUAGAAUUCUUCUAUAUAUAUUCCUAAAGAAAAAUUGAUGAUAAUUCUCAAAUAAUACCAAUUAUUACCAACUUCCUUUUCUUCCAGAAGAGAUU
Molecule: messenger RNA, 8761 nt
Organism: Lepus europaeus (European hare)
Lineage: Eukaryota; Metazoa; Chordata; Mammalia; Lagomorpha; Leporidae
Gene: HELZ
Product: helicase with zinc finger
Exons: 33
Coding region: 217-6045 (1942 amino acids)
Biological process (GO): regulatory ncRNA-mediated post-transcriptional gene silencing
Cellular component (GO): P granule; cytosol
Molecular function (GO): protein binding; helicase activity; ATP binding
Source: RefSeq, a predicted model, not a curated record